Messenger RNA from Purpureocillium lilacinum, 2487 nucleotides. RefSeq names its product ssk1 response regulator receiver. NCBI's taxonomy places the organism in Eukaryota, Fungi, Ascomycota, Sordariomycetes, Hypocreales, Ophiocordycipitaceae. Gene Ontology annotation, molecular function: phosphorelay response regulator activity; protein kinase activator activity. The record is from RefSeq and is a predicted model, not a curated record. Gene Ontology annotation, biological process: osmosensory signaling via phosphorelay pathway.
AUGGCGUCCGACAUUGCGUCCCGCAUCAGGGCGCGCCUGUCGCGGCGUCGACACUCGACCACGGCGUCGCUGGCCAGCUCGACCCGCAGCAGCGCCCUCCUCGCCGACGACGCCGCCGGCACUCCGCGCCGCGAGCACUCGUCCAUGAGCCGCGCAAGCGCCCGCGACGCGCCCACGCUCUACAGGCAGGGCAGCAGCGGCUACAUCGUCGUGCCCGUGCCGGCGGUCGACGAGGCCCACGGCCACGGCGAUGGUGAUAGCGUGGGCGAGGGCGAUGCUCUUCCAGUGGCCGCCGUGCCCGCCAAGGCCGCUGUUCCAGGGGCUCAUCAGGCCCCCCAAGCGCCGCCGCCCCGGCACCACCAGCAGAGCCACCAACAGCCAGAGCAGCUCGACGGAGACCCGCAACAGGCAGCCCGAGAGGAUCAACCUCCGCCACAGCCAAAACCGCAAAUGGAAUCCUCCCAGCAUCUUCCUCCCCGACCAUCGUCCACUCCACCUCCUCCAUCCCCGUCCUCGUCGACCUCGCAAUCCCCGGCGACCACCAACGGCACCGCUGCGCGCUCCCGCCAUCUGUCGCCCGUCUCGCCCCCUCCGCCGCCGCCGUCCAACCCCCUGGCUGGGAGCUCCGCACUCCGCAGCAUCCACGAAUACUCGAUCCCCCGAUCCGUCACCACCGACGACAGCGACUCGCAGCCUCGCCAUGGCCACGAUCGCGACCACGACCAAGUAAGCGUCGCCUCCUCCGCCGCCGCCGCCGCACCUGCCUCUGGCAUUGGUGGCUUGCUUCCUGCCACACGCGUCCCCGUGUCUGCACCCGCGGACGGCUCGGACGCACCCCGACGGCAGAGCCUCUUCGCGAGCCGCCAGACGAGCCUCAUCCGCACGCUGCUCCACGGCUCUGGCGCUGCCAACAGCGGCGACGCAGCCGGAGACUCGGGCCAUCGACAAUCCAUCGACGUCAACAUGGUGACCCGCAAGAUCUGGGUCAAGCGGCCCAACGCUUCGGCCACCACCAUCACCAUCAACGAGGAGGACCUGGUCGACGACGUACGUGACAUGAUCCUUCGCAAGUAUGCCAACUCGCUCGGUCGGACAUUCGACUCGCCCGACCUCAACAUUCGCAUCUAUCCACGCGAUCAAGAAAAAGAUCGCCUCCUGGGCCCCGAGGAGCUCAUGGCCCGCACCCUCGACCGAUACUUCCCCGGUGGCCAGACGGUCGACGAAGCCCUCGUCAUCGACAUCCCUCGCCGCACACCCAAGCCCUCUCCGCGCGCACCGCCCGCCCCCGGCGCAGCGACCUACUACGUGACCGACGACGGGCGGCCUUCGGAGGCUGGCGAAGGAUACUUCCCUCCCGUCACGGCUUCCGUACCGUCCCCCCAUCUCGCGCACACUGUCCCCGUGCCGACUAAUGGCACAGUCACACACUCGAUCGCCGUACUUGGCACCGGCCACAUCCCUCCCAUCCCGUCGCCCGGCAGCACCCGCCCGCGCGUGCACAGAGAGCACCGCUCGGAGCGACCGAGGCUCGUUCGACAGCACACGGCGUCGCCCACAAUCGUAGGCGGCCACCCGGCGGCGACGCCUCCCGUCCCGAACCACGGUAUGCAGCAGCACAUGAACCCGCGGCUCCCCCACUCCCGAACUCAUUCCAACUCCUCAGAUCACCCGCCGCUGCCCACCGUCAAGUCGUCCAUGCCCAAGUCGCCCGGUCCGCCCCCCGAGGCCACGCCCGCCCGUGUCGCCACGCCCCCGCCGCGCAUCGCCUCGCCGCGGUCGUCGAGCGCCCGGCCAAAGAAGGUGAAGAAAGCCACGGAAUACACGCUGUCGACGUCGGCCUCCAGCAAGCUGCUCAACGGGUCGGUGCCACCGAUCAACGUUCUCAUCGUCGAAGACAACCCCAUCAACCUGAAGCUGCUCGAGGCUUUCGUCAAGCGGCUCAAGGUGCGGUGGCAGACGGCCAUGAACGGCCGGGACGCCGUGACCAAGUGGCGGACUGGCGGCUUCCACUUGGUUCUCAUGGACAUUCAGCUGCCCGUCAUGAACGGCCUCGACGCCACGCGAGAGAUUCGGCGGCUGGAGAGGGUCAACUCCAUCGGUGUCUUCUCCUCCACGCCAGGAGGACCGCCAGACGAAGCGACGGGCGGCACGCACGAGAUCAAGGACGGGGAUCGCCUGGAGAACCUUACAUUGUUCAAGAGCCCCGUCAUCAUUGUCGCCCUGACGGCAAGCUCGCUGCAGAGCGACAGGCACGAAGCACUGGCCGCCGGCUGCAACGAUUUCCUGACAAAGCCCGUCAACUUUGUCUGGCUCGAGCGCAAGGUCAUGGAGUGGGGCUGCAUGCAGGCCCUGAUCGACUUUGACGGCUGGCGCAAGUGGAAGGACUUUUCGCAGCAGGCCGAGGAGACAGAAGCGAGCAAGAAGGCAAUGGAGAAGGCAAAGGCCAAGGCUAAGAAGAACCGCGCCUCACUGUCUUCCUCCACCUGA